AUGACGUUCAGUACACCUCCUUUUAUUCAUCUCGGUAUUGAUGUCAGGACUGGAAAGUCCUAUCACAUUUGUUCACGCAAGUCACUGCUGUCUUUUAGUGCAAUUCUAUUGCUACUAAUCGCCAUGUCAUCGGAACGAUUCUUGUUUAAGUUCAUGGUGGAUCGUAUGGAGUCGUACAGAUAUUUUCUGUACGAGGUCAUGAUAUUUCUAUACAUUCCUCCAAUGUUUUGUAUCACUGGAUAUAAAGCAACACAUGGUACUUUUACGGAAGAUGAUGGAAUGGAAUUUCCGAAAUUUCACUUUUGUAUCAUGGGUUUACUUGAUUUUCUUCAGGGUCUGCUAUUAUUUAUUGCUGGUGGUCGAACAGAUCCAACACAAACACUUUUGUUUAUGCAGGCUUCGAUUCCAAUCUCGUCCUGUAUCUCAGCUGUAUUUUUUGAUGUGAGAUAUACACGACCUCAGGUUGUAGGUAUGCUGGCUAUUACAGGUGGCCUUGUUCUAUCUCUGAUUCCGUCCAUUGAAGAUAUUCAGAGCAAAGACUUUGACGAUCGGGAGAUCGGUUGGAACAGUAUGUUUUACCUCUUUGCAGCAAUCCCAGGCUCGUUGUCCAUGCUUUAUAAAGAGCGCGUGAUUAGCGACCAGCCAGUGGACAUGUCAUACCUAAAUGCAUGGGUCUCGGUGAAUCAGUUUGUAGCUGGAUUGCUAGCGGCUCCAUUCAUUUUCGACACCGAAUUUCUCCAUCUCGACCAGAAAGCCAGUGGUUUCAUGUGUUUGAUUCAGGGCGAAAGUGAGGUGUCUGCGGAUCAUUGCUAUAUGGGUCUUCCAAUCUUAAUCCUCUAUAUCUUCAGCAAUAUUGUCGUGAAUCUGCUGCUACUUCAACUUAUCCGUCUGACUAACGUGUCAACCAUGUACGGGUGCACGCUUGCAGGAUUUGUGACUUCAUUCAUGGUUAUGGCAUGGUAUCAGGUGGACCCUGACAAUUUUGGUAUCAUAAAUCUUCACGAUGGUCUGCGAAACUGGAUCCCACCUUCCGUGUUCGUAGACGUCUUUGCGUUCCUGAUCAUUUUUGCCGGCAAAGUACUUUAUCAAUGGGAUUCCGAUCCGAAGGUAGAAGCAACAACUUUGUCUGCGGAGGACAAAGAAGUCAUGUCGUUACUUGAUGGAGAAGACGACUACGGACUUCGCUAUACAUGA
This is a messenger RNA of Peronospora belbahrii, 1194 nucleotides long. Lineage: Eukaryota; Oomycota; Peronosporomycetes; Peronosporales; Peronosporaceae. The record is from the annotation of a GenBank genome assembly.